This is a messenger RNA of Colias croceus (clouded yellow), 6996 nucleotides long. RefSeq names its product fatty acid synthase-like. Lineage: Eukaryota; Metazoa; Arthropoda; Insecta; Lepidoptera; Pieridae. Gene Ontology annotation, molecular function: oxidoreductase activity; fatty acid synthase activity. The transcript is spliced from 40 exons. Bases 27 to 6917 code for a protein of 2296 amino acids. Gene Ontology annotation, biological process: fatty acid biosynthetic process. The record is from RefSeq and is a predicted model, not a curated record.
GGGGUGAAAUAAUUUUGAUAAGAAACAUGUCACCCAAACCUCAGAAUGGUUCUCCGGAUGAAAUAUCGGCUAAUGCAAUCGUUAUCAGCGGGAUGGCUGGACUCUAUCCGCAGUCGCAAAAUGUGAAGGAUUUCCGUGACAUACUCUAUAAUAAGGUAAAUCCAGUAACAUCUGAGGACUGUCGCUGGAAGUAUGACCACCCUGAAGUUGCGCAAUUUACUGGAAAAGUGCCCGGGUUGGCCUUGUUCGAUGCCCAGUUCUUCAAGGUUCACUACCGUUUGGGCAACACCAUGGAUUCCAUGUCUAGAAAAAUGCUUGAACAAGCAUUUCAAGCUAUUUAUGAUGCUGGAGUGAACUCGGAUCAGCUAAGCGGCAAAAAAGUUGGCGUAUACAUUGGUUCGUGUUUCUCAGAGACGGAAAAAUAUGUCUUCUACAUUGCCAAUACGAAAACUGGCUUUGGUAUUAUGGGAUCUAGCAAGAGUAUGUUUGCCAAUCGGGUCUCCUACUGGCUGAAUGCGAAGGGCCCGUCCAUGUCCAUAGACCAGUCCUGCUGCAGCUCUGUACUUGCUCUGGAGCUGGCGUAUCAAGCCAUGAACCGUGGGGAUGUGGACGCCGCUUUGGUUGGAGGCGCCAGUUUGUGCUUGCUUCCACAGUCUUCUGUGCAUUUGAGAAGGGUGAUGCUGCUGAAUAGAGAUGGAAAGACACGAUCUUUUGAUAAGAACGCAUGUGGAUGCGCCAAAUCUGAGGCUAUUAAUGUGUUGUUCUUACAGAAAGCGAAGGAGGCUCGUAGAAUCUACGCCGAAGUAGUCUACGUGAAAUCUGAGUUCUCUGGAUUUGUGAUCGGACAGAACGGCCCCAGGUACGGUUUCUACCGGGAACCAGAGGAGCUGGAGGGCUUCUUGAAACAGUUCUAUAAAGAAGCCCAGGUUGAUCCGAAAGAAGUUCAAUAUGUGGAAGCUGUUGGUUCUGCGACACCGGAAGCAGAUAAAACUGAAUUAGAAGCAAUCGAUAGAGUAUUCUGCAAGAACAGAACCGAUCCUCUCUAUGUUGGGAGCGUGAUGUCUAACAUCGGAUACGGUGAAGCAGCAUCUGGUGUAUCUGCUAUUUCUAAGGUGCUGCUUGGUUACGAGAAAGGACUACUAGCAUCAAACCUCCACUGUGACAAUCUAAGAGACGACGUCGAAGGAAUACAGAAGGGAGUCAUGCGCUUUGUGACCGACCACCAGCCUUUCGGUCGUGGAUACACUGCUAUCAACAACUUCUCCGUCACUGGUGUUAACGCUCAUGUUCUUCUUAAGGGCCAUUACAAACCAAAGGAUCUGAACAGGUACAAAUCUGACAUUCCUCAUUUAGUCACGACCUCCGGAAGGCAACAAUCUUCAGUGGAGAAGAUAUUAAAUGACUUGAAGUCCCGUCCCGUUGACCCUGAAGAAAUAACUCUCCUUCAUAGCAUUCACCAGGAUAAAAUUUCUGGACAUAUGGGAAGAGGAUAUGUUAUUCUCGAUACCAAUGAAAACAAUGAAACUAUCACUGUAACUGAAAAGGCAGACUAUUUCGACGAUGUUACGAACCCGCUGUGGUUCGUGUACAGUGGGAUGGGUUCGCAGUGGACUGGAAUGGGAACCGAACUCAUGCGCAUACCUGUCUUUGCUAAGGCUAUACAACGUUGCCACGAAGUGUUAAAGCCUAAAGGAGUGGACCUUAUCAAAAUAAUAACUUCAUCAGACAAGACAAUCUUUGAGAACAUUCUGCAUUCCUUCGUUGGGAUUGCUGCCGUUCAAAUUGGUCUCACUGAUGUUCUUACGGCGUUAGGAAUUGUUCCUGACAAAAUUAUAGGUCAUAGUGUAGGGGAGCUGGGAUGCGCGUACGCAGAUGGAUGCCUCACAGCAGAAGAGACGAUCCUCUCUGCGUACAGCCGCGGGCUCGUGUCUGUACAGACACCGUUUAUUAAGGGAUCUAUGGCGGCUGUUGGUUUAGGUUAUUCAAAGGUUGCCAAGAUGUGCCCUCCAGAAAUCGAAAUCGCGUGCCACAAUAGUUCUGAGUCCGCUACAAUAUCUGGACCAGCCGAAAUUAUGCAGAAGUUUGUUCAAUCUCUCACUGCAAAGGGUAUAUUCGCUAAAGAAGUGCCAUGUUCAAAUAUAGCUUACCAUUCAAGAUAUAUUGCAGAAGCAGGUCCUGGUCUAUUGAAAUACCUAAAGGAAGUGAUUAAGACACCUGUGGCCCGCUCUGACCGCUGGGUAUCUACCUCUAUACCACAGGACAAAUGGGACUCGCCGCUAGCCAAAUAUUCUUCAGCUGAAUAUCACACCAACAACUUACUUAAUCCAGUGCUAUUCGAAGAAACAUCAGCCCUGAUCCCAGCCAACGCGGUGCUGGUCGAGGUGGCGCCGCACGGGCUGCUGCAGGCGAUCCUCAAGCGGUCCCUCACAAGCUGCGUCAACAUUCCGCUGACCAACCGUGGGCAUAAGGACAAUGCGGUGUUUAUGCUUGAUGCUAUUGGCAAACUCUACAUGAAAGGAUACAAUCCAAAGAUUCAAGCAUUAUACCCUAAAGUGGAGUUCCCGGUAUCCACAGGCACCCCCAUGCUGGGACAUUUGAUUGAAUGGGAACACAGUGAGAAAUGGGCAGUACCAGUGUACAUAUCAGGCUUGAAGAAGACAGCUGCUGCAUGCAACUUUACUUUAUCUCUACACGACGAUGAACACAACUUUUUACGAGGACACGUUAUUAAAGGGAAGAACGUAUAUCCAUACUCCGCGGCUCUUAUGGCAGUAUGGGACACAUUCGAUAUGAGUCUAAAUUACAAGAGAAAGGCUGUCUCCGUACAAUUUAAAGACGUUCAUCUGUUUGUCCAACCGAGGCUGCACGAUAAACGACCCUUGAAACUUAGCGUCAGUCUUCAUAGAGGGAAUGGAGUUUUUGAGGUAGAAAAUGACGAUAUUAUAGUAGCUAAAGGAACAAUAUCUUUAAGUGAAAAGAGCAAUGACAUCUAUCGUCUGUUAGUGUUCCCAGUUAAACAUGAAGAUACGAUAACACUGAAAUCUGACGACAUCUACAAAUUACUCUGCGCCCGUGAUUAUAGUUAUAGUGGUGCAUUCCAAUCUCUGCAAGGAUGUAACGAUAAACUCAAUGAAGCUGAUGUGACGUGGCAAAAUAAUUGGAUCACUUUUAUUGAUGGAUUGAUACAACUUAAUAUAUUACGCCAAUCCGGUGAUGAAACUUUGUAUCCUGAUUACAUAAGACGGUUAACCAUUGAUAUUGAAAAACAUAAAAUCGAAAGCGAUGAGGUUGAUGUCUUAAAAGCUGCUUAUAUGGACACAUUUGAUUACACAAGAUGUGGAGGAGUGAUCGUAGAAAACGUCAAAUUCCGCGAAUUGUCUGUUUUGAAAAAUAAUAGCAUGUCUUUGAAAGCAUUGCAGUUUGUACCCCAUUUCCCAAAUGAUCGAACUGAUGAAACAACGGCGCUUUACAUUUAUCUUCAAAUCGUUAAUGAGAACAUUAAUAAAGAAGAAAUAUCCGUAUUUGAAUGUGUUGACGACGUUACUCGUAAAUCGAAGUUCAGUGGUAUUCACAAAAUCAUAGAAGAUAUUCCAAAACUCAAAGCUAAAUAUUCCGUAUUACAAGAAGAAAAUAUGCCUGAAGAUUUGGACAACAUUGAUGUUAUCUUCGUGAACGAUUUAUAUUCUAACGAGAAGUUACGUGCUGCAUUGGGUAAAAAAUUACUACCGAAUACAUUCAUCAUCAAUAAAGAAUUUAUCAAACCCACCAAGCAAAUAUCACCCCUAUUUACCGUCGUUUGUAAUUAUAACAUUGGAAAUCAAUACAUCCAAUUAAUUCAAUGGAAUCCAAAAGCAACUGAUACUGCUGGAACGAGUGUUUACACACUUGAAAGGGAAUCGGAUGUAGAACAUCUGUACUCUACUAUUAACAUGUUACCAGUCCAGCAAAGAAUCCUUCUGAUAGCCUCAUACCCAACUAUAUCGAACCUGGAUAAUGCAGCAGAAAACAUACGCAAGACUGGACGCUCUGUUAACGUGAUAGUGAUCAAUGACGAACUGAAGGGCACUGAAGAAUUCCCGAAGUGUAAUUUAGCUAAAGUUAUGCUCAAUCACGGUGAAUGGGGUGGCUUAUACUAUUUACCAAUCAACGAGUUGCCCGAAGCAAAUAAUGACGUGAUGCUGCAAAGUGGACAAAUUGGAGACAUCAAUUCACUAGAGUGGGUUGAAGCACCUGAACCGACGGGUGCCGGAAUUAAUGUAAACGUACAUUAUGCUGGUGUUAAUGAUAUCGAUAUCAAGAGGGCAUCAGGCGAAGUUAGUUAUGCAAAUGUAAAGAAGAAUUGUUACGGAAUGGACUUCAGUGGUGUAACAGAUAAAGGUGUACGCGUAAUGGGGUUAAUAGAGGGUGGAACUAUAAGAAGUAGAGUGAAGGCAAACCUGAAUCUUCUGUGGCCGGUUCCAGAAACAUGGAAUUUGGAAGACGCAGCAACUGUUCCUCUAGCGUAUGCUCAAGCAUUUUAUUGCCUGGCUAUCAAGCAAAAACUAUUCCCUGGAAUGAAUGUUUUGAUUCACGGUGGUACUGGCGCUUUAGGCCAAGCUGCUAUAUCUAUUUGCCUUGCUCAUAAUUGCGAAGUGUUCACAACCGUUAGCGAUAAAAGCAAGAAACACUUCUUGAAGAGGCUGUUCCCAAAACUGAAAGAUGACCACAUCGGUAAUUCAAGGGAUGUUACAUUUGGAGAUAUGGUUUUAUCUCGCACUCAAGGCUAUGGUUGUGACAUUACUCUUAACUGCGUCAAAGGAGAACUCAAAAAUAUUUCCAUCAAGUGUUGUGCAGCGUCUGGUGUUGUAAUAGACACAGGAAUGGUUCAAACUAAUGAAGACUUCUCAUACGGAAUGUACAAUAUGACAAAAAGUAGAUCAUUUGCUGCCGUCGACAUCUCGUCCAUCUUUAAAUACAACAACGAAAGUGAUAUGAAACGCCUCCAAGUGCUGAUCAGCGAAGGCAUAGCGCGCGGCUACGUGUGCCCGCUGACGCGGCUCACGUUCGCGCCGAGCGACGCGGCGCGCGCGUUCCGCCUGCUCGCCGCCAGCCGCCACCGCGGCCGCGUGCUCAUCGACAUGAACCAGAACAUACCCUAUACCGAGACUAGAAUAAGCAGUUCGUCGAACAAUUAUCACAUCGUUAUUUCCGAUAACGAGGUCCUGGCAAUUCGUCUCAUUGAACGCCUUAUUGAAAAAGGAGUGAGGAAGGUACAACUGAUUUCCUCAAAGAAAUCAAACAGUUUGGUACAUAAGAUAAGAGCAUGGGAAAAAUUAGAUGUUCAAAUUGAACUCACUAUAGAGAAUGUGUGGGAGAAGAAUAAUAGUUUCAAUACAUUAGACGAUAAUCUUGCAAAUGAAGUUGAGGGAAUUUUCGCAAUUAUCACGAAUAACAGCAAUUCGGAAAAUGUUGUUUCUAGUUUGGCUAAUUUGGAUGCUAAGGCUAGGAAGGACGCUUCCAAAUUAAAAUACUUCGCUGUGAUCAAUGAAAAUCAUAUGACUGGAGAAAAGAUUUGUUUAAUGAGACGUAAUUGUAAUCUGCCGGCCACAUUUAUCAAGAUUCCGUUGAUUAAACAGAAUGACAAUGGACAAUCGCUGUCAAAUAAUAAUAUCAUCAACACUAUUGAAAGAGCAAUAUUAUCCGAAAAAGCUACAACCAUAGCACACAUUCCUUCUCCAAGUACAUAUUUACUUCAAGAAAUUUGUACAUUGGCAGAAAUUCAAUUGCCAGAAAUCGUUAAUGACGAUACAACCUUACAACAGUUACAAGUUGAGCCAGAAAAAGCAUUAAUACUGCAGGCUUAUUUAAGAGACCAGUAUGACACAUGGUUUGAGAAGGAUACCAUUUUGAAUCUAACCGUUCAACAGUUACGUGAAAUACAAGAAUCGGUACUUGAAAAAGAUUUUGUACAACCAAAAGGCUUGGCCACGUUUUACUCAUCCGUGGAUCGAGACGAACUUUUGGCUACAACGGAAAUGACUUUCUUGCCAACCUUAACAAACAGUUCAGCUAUGGCUCACAACGAGUUCGACGCCAGCCAAGUGUUCCUGUGCAUGGUGCCAGGCGUGGAGGGGAACCACGCGCGUUUCUCCGUGCUUUGCGAGCGUCUCAAGCUGCCCGCGCUAGCACUGCAACCUCCAAUUAGAUACACUGAAGACCUGCGCACAAUGGCGCAGCGGUUCGCUGACAGCUUCUUGCAAUUGACCGAACUGAAGAAAUUUUAUCUUCUUGGCUUUGAAUCUGGUGUGAUCGUUGCUUUAGAGAUGGCUGCUAUUUUGGAAAAGCAUGGUCUAACCGGCGUUGUGUUUUGUCUGGGUGGUUUACCAAAUGAAAUCCAAGCACAGUUUGAAACACAACUAAUUGAAUACAAAGAUGAAAAUGCGUUACAAGAAGGAGUAUGCAGGCACAUGAUGACGCUGAUCACUGAAAACAAAACAGACAUGUUUGAGAACACGUUCCAAAAAGCAACUACUUGGCAAGAAAAAUUGAAUAUUUGUGCUCGUAGUCUAUUAGGAAAAGUGGAACAUUCAGCUGAAUACACUAAAGAACUUAUUGAAUCUGCAUACUCCCGCAUCGUUAAUGUUCGGAACUAUGUGGUUGAGCCUAAAAAACUGAAAUCGAAACUUAUCUUAAUGAGGCCUAAAAUGGAUAUCUCUGAUAAAUUCCAAUCGAUGGUUGAAAAAGAUUCUCUAUCGAAGUAUUCUGAACAGCCAAUUAUUGAAUAUGAAUUAGACGCUCCGCUAGGAUACGCAACUCAAGAUAUGAGAUGUGCUGCAAUUGUCAAUAGACAUCUGGAGGAAGGUAUCUUAAAAGCUUUUGAACAGAAGAAUCUCUGCGAAACCUAUGUUCUGAAUUUGGAUGCGACUUCAAUGAUUUAAAAUUAUACAAUAAACAAGAUGCAAAUAUAAUAUAUUAUGAAGCUUUUUAUUUAUAAAUUUUACAUAGGUGAUGUGAAUA